AUGAAGAAUCAGGAUCAAAAAUUGCGCAUAACGGACGCUUGUGGAUUUAGAACUUUUCCUUUUGAGGUGAAAGGAGCGUACGGUCCCAUCUUAUUGACGCAGUCUGUAGUUAUCAAGACUGUGUUGCAGCAGUUUGCCAAAAAGGAAAAAAAUGGAAAGAUUAUAAGUUUUCAACUUGGUUGCCACGCGGAAGGACGCAAUGUGUUAUGUGCCAUCAGAUUUAGCCCCAAUGCGAAAGAAAAGAAUGGAAAGUUUCAUCAGAAAGCUCAGAGAGCCCCCGACUCAAAGACGCAGCCUGGUGUAGGCCAGGAUCCGGCGCCUCCCACUGGAGGAAAAUCAGCUCUACCUUCCGGUGCUUGCAAGGAGAGUGAACCACCAGUCAAAUGCUUACCUGUCGAUUCGCCCAAGACACAGUUCUCUCCUGACCAUUCCGAGGAUGGAGAACGACUCCAUAGCCAACAUCGUUCCCCCGACCUAGGUGCAAGUCCCAUCGAGGACAGAGACGAUGGGAGAUCUGGCGGUUCCCACGAGAAGACAAGAGACGAACUGAGCUCACUCAGCGGUCCACCCAGGCAGGAAAAACCAGGCGAAGGUCCGCGUGCCGACGAUGAACUAGCAAGCGGACAUUGA
Cylicocyclus nassatus is the source of this 630-nucleotide messenger RNA. Lineage: Eukaryota; Metazoa; Nematoda; Chromadorea; Rhabditida; Strongylidae. The record is from the annotation of a GenBank genome assembly.